This is a messenger RNA of Lycium ferocissimum, 975 nucleotides long. RefSeq names its product elongation factor 1-beta 2. Gene Ontology annotation, cellular component: eukaryotic translation elongation factor 1 complex; cytosol. Bases 106 to 774 code for a protein of 222 amino acids. Lineage: Eukaryota; Viridiplantae; Streptophyta; Magnoliopsida; Solanales; Solanaceae. Gene Ontology annotation, biological process: translational elongation. Gene Ontology annotation, molecular function: translation elongation factor activity; guanyl-nucleotide exchange factor activity. The transcript is spliced from 6 exons. The record is from RefSeq and is a predicted model, not a curated record.
UUCACUUAACUCCCUUCUCUUCCGCCAACCAAAAAAAAGGUUACAGCCUCACAUAUCUCUCUUUCACUUUUCAAAUCUCAAAAUUCCCUUUGUACCCUUUCAACAAUGGCUGUAACCUUCUCAAAUCUCCACACUGAAGCUGGUCUCAAAUCAGUUAAUGAACAUCUUUCUGGAAAAACUUAUAUUUCAGGAGAUCAGUUAACUAAGGAUGAUAUUAAGGUAUAUGGGGCAGUUUUGGAACAACCUAGUUCAGAUCUUUACCCCAAUGCUAGUAAAUGGUACCAAACUGUUUCUGCAAAACUUGCCUCAAGUUUUCCUGGGAAAGCUGUGGGUGUGAAAGUUGGAGGUGCUGCUCCUGCUGAAGCUGCUCCAGCUAAGCCUGCUGCUGAUGAUGAUGACGAUGAUGACAUUGAUCUCUUUGGAGAAGAGACAGAGGAGGAAAAGAAGGCAGCAGAAGCAAGAGAGGCCACUAAAGCAACUACCAAGAAGAAAGAGAGCGGAAAGUCAUCUGUUCUUAUGGAUGUUAAGCCUUGGGAUGAUGAAACCGACAUGAAGAAACUUGAGGAGGCUGUUCGCGGUGUUGAGAUGGAAGGGCUUUUCUGGGGAGCAUCCAAAUUGGUCCCAGUUGGCUACGGGAUUAAGAAAUUGCAGAUCAUGCUUACCAUCAUUGAUGACCUUGUCUCAGUGGAUACUCUCAUUGAGGAACGUCUAACAGAAGAGCCCAUCAACGAAUACGUGCAGAGCUGUGAUAUUGUUGCCUUCAACAAAAUUUAAGGUCAACACAUCAGGGAAUUUUCUUAUCCGUCUUGAGCCUUUUCAGGCUGUAAUUUUGCUAGUUUUUGAGUUGUGAUACUUUACUAUUUGUAUUUUUAUUCUCCAUCUUCCGUUCAAGUGCAUUUAGUCGUGAGAAUGGGUAUUUAACUGUCAAAGCAUACGGUGCUGAGAAUCAAGUUAAUCCAUUAUACCUUUUCUUUU